This is a messenger RNA of Ostrinia furnacalis (Asian corn borer), 2566 nucleotides long. It is a transcript of the gene Cbz, whose product is annotated as chorion b-ZIP transcription factor. Lineage: Eukaryota; Metazoa; Arthropoda; Insecta; Lepidoptera; Crambidae. The transcript is spliced from 6 exons. Gene Ontology annotation, biological process: regulation of DNA-templated transcription. The record is from RefSeq and is a predicted model, not a curated record. Gene Ontology annotation, molecular function: DNA-binding transcription factor activity. The coding region runs from base 630 to 2183 and encodes 517 amino acids.
AUUGGCAAUUUUACAGAAAUUACGUGGUUUUUGUUUACUAGUAAACAGUUUCUUUUGCUGCUGCUUUGGGUUGUAAAAAGCAUUGGAAAUAUUUAAAACCUUUGAACUUAAAUUUUUAGCGCAACUGAUUGUUCUAGACAGUCUUCUGGAGUUCUUUUAGUUUACUUUUAUUUAAAACUUGGUCUUAUUAACUGAAAGUUACUAAGGCCGUCAAGGUGGAUUUAUUACUUUGCAAAUCUGAUUAGUAAAGUAAGUGAUUGAGAGAAAAGUCCGCCGUAAGUUUUAACAUGAGAUACGCGUACAUACAACAAAACAAUAUUUUGUUGAAUAAAGUGUAUACAGGCACUACGCAUAAUUUGAAGCAAAUUCAGGUGAAUUUGCGUCGCAUCAAUUACUUGUGUCAGAGAACCGACAAGGUUAAGAAGUUUAAGACAGUGAUUUGUAGAAGACACAUAAAAAUGCCUACAGUCAGCACCGUUUCUUGGAUAGCUGCCUAAAGAGCUAAGAUUUCAUUAGGAGCUCAAGAAGAGUUCAAUCAAUUCUAUUCAAAAUGGUUGCUCAAAAGAUCACCUGUCCGAGUCGGAGCGACGAUAUCGGAAAUCAGUACAUCUACUCAGACACCGAAAGAUAUGGUUUUUUCGCAAACGAGUCACAAAACUCGCAGUCUUUUGAAAGUGGUAGACAUAGAUCAUUUAAAGUCAAACAAGGAACAGCAGGAGAACGGCGGCGGCACAACCGGAGUGAUUACCGGCGGAAACAAAGAACCGUUGCCACAAUCGCUAGCGCCAGCGUCAAGCACCAGCUUUUCAGAGGAAUUUUUGAAACCGGAACCAGCGUACGAGAGCACAAUGUAUCACGAGUCGGACUACGGGUUCUUCCAAGAUCUGGAGCAGUUGUGCUUCGAUCCCGCCAGGGAAGAACAAGUACAGACCAUUGAUUCUAUUAAAGUCACUAAAGAAAGGGCACACAACAACGACACUUUACACACACCGUAUUCACCCCAAGAUUGGGAGACAUUCGGCCCUAAUUCCCCAGCUCAAGCGAGCAUGUAUUGCAUCACCCCGCACGAUUCACUCUCCCCAAUGGCGGACGAGUUCGUGCAACUAGACAAGCUGUUGCCCUCGAUAGAGGUCGACACUUACGAUCAGAACAAGUACCAGGAACCAACCCUGGACUUCAACAACAUGCCGGUGGUGUUCGGGGAUCUAGUGGCGGAGAGGAUGGCCGACGUGGGUACCGUGCAAGUCAUGGACCCGGACGGCUGGAAUUUACAACACCAGGAGUUCAGCAAACAAUACACUACCACACACAACAUACUGCCCUUCAUCGAAGAAGAAGAAACAAUGGAUUCUAGAUUAGUGACUGUUAAACCAGGGGAGCUGGAGAAUGAUUUUACCGUUAGCCGAUUCAUACUUGGCAACGAGUUGGGAGAGGAGGCCGAUAAGAAACCAGAAGCGGAGAAGCGGCUCGGGCUGUCGGUGAGCAUCCCGCGCACCGUGGCCUGGGCCGGCGACGUCAUCAGCACGCCGGACAUCGUCACCUACGUGGAGCAAUUGGAGAAGGAGGAAUGCCCACUUUUAGACACCACUUCACACAGUGAGUGGCCGACGGAAGUUGUGGAGUUGGAGCCAACAUCGCUCAGUCCAGCAAUCAAGUCUCCGAAAAUGGAAUACCAGCCCAUCACUCCUAACAGCGAAUCUCAAGUUGAAUCAGACAACGAAGAAAAGCCUUACUCCAGCAGCAGGAAACGGCGUCACAGCAGUGAAGAUUCAGAUUACACGCCUGAUGUGGAAUACACGCCUCGCAACAACAAGAGAAAACCUAAGAAGCCUAAUAUUCCAAUAAAGGACAUGAUAAUGGCGUUAGAGGGGUCUCAGCAGCUGAAGAAGGCACGCCGCGGCCGCCCGCCCAAGAGACGGGAGAGCACGGUCUCGACGUGUAGCAUCGACGACACCACGUCCAACGUCUCGACCCAGGAGAUGAAGUACAGAGAACUUAGGGAUAAGAACAACGAAGCGUCCAAGAGAUCUAGAAUGAAUAGGAAACUCAAAGAAUUGCAAAUGGAACAGUUGGUUUUAGAUUUAGAAGAUAGAAAUCAAAAAUUAAAAGUAAAAGCAGACAUAUUAGAAGAAAUGACGAAAAAGCUGAAAGAGGCUUUGAUGACGGCAAUUUUACAAAAAUGAAGGAAUUCUGGCUUGCAGUUUUGUAAAUUUGAGAACUUGAUUUGCUCGCUUUGAGUUUCUAGCUCGUUCGGCAGCUAGUGUAGAUACACAUAUCUGUAUACGACGACCUCUGCCAUGUACUUGGUUGGAAAAUGUAGUCGUUGUACAUAGAUGGUGUUUGUGGUUUGUGUUUAUUAACACAAUGUGGGUUAUGGAUGCUUGAAAAUAAACAGGGAUAUGAUAAAAAUACUAAAAAGUAAAAAAAAAGCUUUCAUUGUUUUAGAAAUAAGAUUUACAUUAUUUUAGUAGACAGGCACUUACCUAAUUCUAAUGAUAAGUAGUGCCAGAAUUGUGUAACUUUAACUUUAAAGCUUCUUCAUCUAGUUACUAUUGGAUUAUAUAAC